Messenger RNA from Juglans regia (Persian walnut), 2408 nucleotides. RefSeq names its product transcription repressor KAN1-like. The coding region runs from base 629 to 1993 and encodes 454 amino acids. Gene Ontology annotation, biological process: abaxial cell fate specification; regulation of DNA-templated transcription. The record is from RefSeq and is a predicted model, not a curated record. Gene Ontology annotation, cellular component: nucleus. The transcript is spliced from 6 exons. Gene Ontology annotation, molecular function: transcription cis-regulatory region binding. NCBI's taxonomy places the organism in Eukaryota, Viridiplantae, Streptophyta, Magnoliopsida, Fagales, Juglandaceae.
GGGUGGGGGAAAAGGAAUCAAACAUGAGGGUUUCUUUCUCUCUCUAGCAUUUUUUAUCCCGUCGUCUCCGGGGAAGGGAAAUCCAAGGUGAUCAUAUUUUUUUGGGGGCAUUUUGUGGGUUUUGACCACGGAGAGACAGAGAAAAGGAGGGAGAAGGGGGGACCUUGUGCCCUUCUUCUCCUUCAAGUGUCAUUUUCCUAAAUAUACUCUCGAGGAACUCCGGACUUAAUCCCCUCCUUUUCUAUUCCCUGCCUUUCUGGAUUUGUUUUUGUUUUAAUAUCUUCCUCCUUUUGCUUAACAACACAUCUCUCUCUCUUCCAUAUCCCUUUAUCUCUCCCUCUCUGGAGCAUGUCUGUUUGUUUUAGAAGAUAGCAAGGUUUUUUUUUUACUUUGCUUCGAGUCCCUACGAGUUCUCUCCCAGCUCUUCAAUCUUAAAAGCAUACAAACCCCUGUUCUUUGAUAGCUUUUCCAUACGUUUUUCGAAGAAAAUAAAUAUAUAUCAUUCAUCAGUCAUCAAGAAAGGCAGGAAGAGCAGAAAGAAGUAAAGACCCAGUUGUCAAUAUCUGAACUUACUUUAGUAUAAAGUCGAAUUGAGCAAAGAAAAGCUUCUAUUUGGGAAAGAAGGUUAAUGAAAAUGCCCUUGGAAGGGAUUUUCAUUGAACCAUCUUCAACCCCUCUUCCAGAUCUUUCCCUGCACAUUAGUCCUCCCAACACUUCAUCUUCUUUAACUUCUACCGAUGAACCAGACAUCAGUUUCGAUCUUUUGAGCCAUCGAGAAGCCCACAAUUCCAAAAGCAAUAGCUCUACCAGGACUGAAUCCCAAGCUCAAACUGAGCUCUCCCUCGGGAGGAAUUCCAGAUGUGGAGCUGAAGACUCGCGGCCUCAUGAUCCUUAUCAACAGCAAAAUCAUCUUCUGCAGCUCUCUAAGAAUCACUUGAAUCACAAAAAUCGUGGUGUCUCACUACUAGAUGUAUCAUCAGACAGUUUAAGGCCGAUCAAAGGGAUACCGGUCUAUCACAGCCGUUCAUUUCCGUUCUUGCCCAUGGACCCUGCAAGAGACAAGGAUCCCAAGAUGUCUUUCUACCCAAUUCCGUCUUAUCCCUCUCUGUCUUCUUGCUCCGCUUUGUGCACUCCAUCUGUGUCUCACUCACCUUCGCCUUACUAUAGAGGGGGCUUGGAUCCCAUGUCGAUCUUCCACUCCGGCUCUAAUGCGUCUUCAGCGGCAUAUAGAUUAGGGGCUACAACAUCGUUUAAUGGGCUCUCAACGGAUUCUUUGAAAGCGCUCCAAUUGCACCAUCAUCAGCAGCAGAAUCAGUAUGGCGUAGGAGCUUCAGAGGCUUCACAUCAUGGGAUGAUAAGGUCAAGAUUUUUACCUAAGCUCCCAACAAAGCGAAGCAUGAGAGCUCCAAGGAUGCGCUGGACCAGCACACUCCAUGCUCGUUUCGUCCACGCUGUUGAGCUUCUUGGUGGUCAUGAAAGAGCUACACCAAAGUCAGUUCUUGAGCUCAUGGAUGUCAAGGAUCUCACAUUAGCGCAUGUGAAGAGCCAUUUGCAGAUGUAUCGGACUGUUAAGACCACUGACAAGCCUGCCGCUUCCUCAGGUCAAUCGGAUGGAUCUGGGGAGGACGAAAUCUCCCCAGUGGGGAGCGCCGGUGACCGUGGCCUACGUCCACUUACUGAUCAAAGAGGACCGCCCGAUCGGCCCCUACAACAAGAAAUCGACUAUCCUUCUAUCACUCUGUGGAGUAACUCUUCGAGUAGGGAGGCAUGGGUACAAGCUAACAACAAUGACAUGGAUCAGGGGCUAAAGCCUGCCGCAUCCUUUGAGUCACAACAAAGAUCAAGAGCGCACCAUUGGCAGGUUUCCAAAACAUUACAGGAAUGCGGUUCAACUCAAUUGAAGAGCUACUUAGGGUCUAAUUUGGACUCCAUGAAUCCAAGCUUGGAGUUCACAUUAGGCAUCCCAGACUGGCAUGGGAAAGAACACGACUAAUUCCCUACUCCCUAGCUAAUCUCUUGAUCAUCUUCGUCUUGUUUUUGGCUGUCAUGUGCAUGAUUCCUUGAUCGCCAGUUCAUUUUCUUCAUUAUUCAAAAUCAUAGCUAGAUAUAUAAAAUCGUGUUUCCGAUGAAGAGGAAACGGCAGUCACAAAAAAUGCAGGCUGACUCUCACGACUGAACGUGCAUGCAACCUAUUUUGGGGCUUGUUAUGUGCGACUAAAGCAUUAUGUGAUUGUAAACAUGAAAAAUAAGAGAAAAGGAAUCAGGUGAAGAUCUAGAAAAAGAGAAUCACGUAAGAAUGUGGGUAGUUCUUAAAACUUGUAAAGACUAUUCCUGUCUAGAUGGCUUUAUAUCUAAGUACGUACAGACGAAUUACUAUGACAUGUAUAUAUAUAGCAUCAUUCUAAUCA